This is a messenger RNA of Ctenocephalides felis (cat flea), 306 nucleotides long. RefSeq names its product tyrosine-protein kinase FRK-like. The record is from RefSeq and is a predicted model, not a curated record. NCBI's taxonomy places the organism in Eukaryota, Metazoa, Arthropoda, Insecta, Siphonaptera, Pulicidae. Gene Ontology annotation, biological process: multicellular organism development; positive regulation of kinase activity; protein phosphorylation. Gene Ontology annotation, molecular function: ATP binding; transmembrane receptor protein tyrosine kinase activity. The transcript has a single exon. The coding region runs from base 1 to 306 and encodes 101 amino acids. Gene Ontology annotation, cellular component: signaling receptor complex.
AUGGCUCCGGAAUCUAUAAGGGACAGUCUAUUUUCGAAUAAAUCUGAUGUUUGGUCUUUUGGAAUUGUCCUUUAUGAAAUUUUCUCAUUGGGUCAGACUCCGUAUGAUAGAAUCAAUGAAGAUCAUGUACUUGAGCAUAUAAAUAAUAACUCGAAACAUUUCACCAAUUUGAUGAGACCCCAAGAUGUUAAGAACUUGGUGACUACUGCAGAAAUGGAGAAAUUCAUUGGCUUAAUACCAAAAUGCUUGAAUGUAGAUCCAAAGAAAAGACCAACUUUUGCCGAAUUGAAGGCCAUGAUCCAGUAA